AUCCGUAGAGCCGACCCACUGCGCGGCCGCAUUCCGCCCCGACUUCCCCUCUGCCAGCGGCCUGGUGGUGUGAGAUGAGUAGAAGAUGUCGGUGUCGGGGCUGAAGGCCGAAUUGAAGUUUUUGGAGUCAAUUUUUGACCCAAAUCACGAACGAUUCAGAAUAAUAGACUGGAAACCCGAUGAACUUAGUUGCCAAUUCAACGUCACAGGAGAGAAGCUGCUUAUCAUCCACUGCAACAUUACGGAAUCCUAUCCCUCCACACCCCCAAUAUGGUUUGUUGACUCUGAUGAUCCUAGUCUGGCUGAAGUGUUGGAGCGGUUAGAGGAUGUUAGAAAAGGCAGCACAUUGCUUCUUCAGCAGCUGAAGCGUCUAAUCUGCGAUCUAUGUCGGCUUUAUAACCUGCCACAACAUCCAGACGUAGAAAUGCUCGAUCAGCCUUUACCUGCUGGCCCAAUUACACAAGAGCGGAAGCACGGGCCUUCAGAUGAGGUGACAUCUGAAGAAGAGGAGGAGGAGGAAAUGGGAGAGCAGGACAUUGACCUGGACCAAGAUCUAGACCAUUAUGACAUGAAAGAAGAGGAGCCGGCAGAAGGAAAGAAGUCAGAAGAUGACGGCAUUGAGAAAGAAAAUCUGGCGAUUCUGGAGAAGAUUCGUAAAAACCAGAGACAAGAUCAUUUGAAUGGUGCAGUCUCUGGCUCUGUGCAAGCCUCAGACCGCCUAAUGAAGGAACUCAGGGAGAUCUACAGAUCACAGAGUUACAAGACAGGUAUUUAUUCAGUUGAACUAGUCAAUGACAGCCUGUAUGAAUGGCACGUCAAGUUACGAACGGUAGACCCAGAUAGUCCAUUACACAGUGACUUGCAGGUCUUAAAAGAAAAGGAGGGAGUGGAUUACAUUCUGCUAAAUUUCUCUUAUAAAGAUAAUUUUCCUUUUGACCCACCUUUUGUACGGGUAGUCUCACCUGUGCUCUCUGGAGGUUAUGUUCUAGGAGGAGGGGCCUUGUGUAUGGAGCUUCUCACAAAACAGGGCUGGAGCAGUGCCUAUUCCAUAGAAUCUGUCAUUAUGCAGAUAAAUGCAACUUUGGUGAAAGGAAAAGCCAGGGUGCAGUUUGGAGCCAAUAAGAAUCAGUACAAUCUUGCCAGAGCACAACAGUCAUACAAAUCCCUUGUGCAGAUUCAUGAAAAGAAUGGCUGGUACACACCACCCAAAGAGGACGGAUAAAGAGCUACAACCACUAUGCACUGGGAACAUGUCUUUGGGUCAAAGUAUCUUUUAUUUUAUUUUAUUUUUUAAAAUAUUUUCCCCUGUCUGAUUUACCGGGAAUAUAUCAUCUUUCUCGUGGAAACCAUCUUGUUGGCUCAUCUGACAAGUAUUCCUUUGCCUGGCUCUAGGAAAGACUUUAUUCUGGUUUCACAUUGUGUCUCCCCUCAGUGUUUAAAGGCGGAGGAUGAUGUGACGGUAUCACUAGUCCUGUUUUCUAAGUAUGCUCAUUUGUCUUUUUAAAAAAAAAACUUUUCUCUCUUAAAAUAUGGGGAAAUGCUUUUUCUUUAGCUGCUUUGACAAACUGGGCUUCAUAAACAGCCAGUUACUCCUGUUAAAAUGGGAAGUUUAAGAGAACAUUGAUACUGAAGCUUAAGAGGCACCUCACCGAACCUGUGUUUUUAUUAACUAUUUGUUUUCUAUUUUCCCUUUUUGGAAGUUAACUGGUACAAAAAUGCAAAUAUUGUUUUAGAAAUUUUAUUUGACAUUUUUUAAUUAUAUGAGCAGCCUAGACAAUGAAUGAGACAAUUUCAUGGUUUGGGCAUGUCUCUUUAAAUCAAUAUGACCCACCACUCAGUAUGUUUUGCUUCACACUGGGCCAAGCAGAAUCAAGUUGCUGCAUUGUUUUCAUCAUUUUUAGUAAACAAACCCACAUGGGGUUAAUGUUAACACAGGAUUAGGAAUAUUUCAGAAUCUGGAAAGGAAAAGAGUGUAGAACCAUUUUCACCAGAUGAGAAAAUAAGUGUUGUGGCAUCUGUUUGGAAGUUUCUAUCAGACUGGACGUUGAAGCUGAAAAGCUCCUUUGCCUUAUUUCUGUGAACUCCACGGCCCCACAAGUGCUCAGCUCAGCCUCGACCUUACUAUCGCAAAUGGCUGUAGAGAUCGAUGGCUAGUUUGAUCCUAAAAAUCAGAAUGGUGCCCUGUAUCUGCAGAGGUGUCCACACGUUGCACAGGGUCGUCGUCUCAGACACUGAUGCAACACAUUUACUCGAGUUGAAAAGUCUGGUUUGAUUCCAGUCUCUUAAAGCCUGGGAGAGCUUUAAACAAAGGCUGGUUGGAUAUGUGAACAGAUAUGUAUGUCACUUAAUCCUGACAUAUAUGAUUGUAAUGGUGUGCCCCACUGCUCAAGUUCUAUUUGAAACUUCCUCCCUGUUAUGUAAUGAUACACGCAACUGGAUUGACCCAUCUCUUUGGUUUUGGGUGUUCGCCAUCAGCAGUCCAUCAUUUGCAGAGCUUCCUUUGCCACCACAGUAAUACCUGUAUGAUGUACUUUAUGUACUUUAUACCUUUGACCAUGCAAUACAGUACACGAUCAGUACUGCUGUUCCCCAUUAUAACUACAGGACACACACUGUAUCUAUCAGUCUGUUGGUUCUUUUGCAGUUUAUUUAACACUGUCUGCAAAAGUAUGUUUGAAUGGCAACUCAGGUAACAAACAAUACUUAGGAGGGAAAUCUCUACUUGUACAUGUUGAGUUAUGGGUUAUAUUCUUUAGGUGAAAUCAUGCUCUGUACCUCUGACUCUUAGGAUUACUCACCCUCUGAUCUGAUGUCAACGCAAACUGAGCUUUACAUUAUUAUUGGUCGUGUUCCCUUGGAUUCAGCCAAUGGAAGAGAGGACACAGGAUCGCAGUAGCUUGAUGGUUGGCUCAUGAGUACCCACUGUAGUAUUUUGCCUUUUUCUUUUCUCUUCCGGAGAUGCAUUUUGUUUCAGUGUGUGAUCUUUAAAUAUUCCUGAUGAAAUGAUUUGCACAACUGGCAACAAAUGUGCCUGUAGAGGUCAACAACAAACACGUUCUGAAUUAAAUGUUCUCAGAUCAGGAAAAAAACAAACAAACACAAAAACACAUCUUUCUCAGCACACUGCUCCACAUCCUGUUGACAUACGUCUCAAACCCGAUGGGGGAGGAGCUAUCAGGUAUCGUUCACACAGAGCGUCCUCUCCACCGCAGAACAGUCGGACGAUUACCCUUUAGCCUCCUCCGAAUGCCAAACGUCUGGUCAGAGGGGAUACUGGGAGAUGAUUAGAGUUUGAUAGAUGUGCUGUGGUGAAUCUGUUUCUCAAACUGGACUGUGUUGAAGAGAUUUGUCUUUCUCAAUUGAAAACUCACAUUCUCAACACCAACUAAGCAGAUGGAAAAGUCUGGCACCGUUGGCUUGCUUUGGUUUUCUUUUAUUUUUCAUUUUCCAUUUGAAGAAAUUUUGACCUUGUACAGUAAUUUGUAAACUUGCAUCAAGUUUAUGAAUAAAGAAUUUUAAGAUUAUUGCCGUUU
Messenger RNA from Sphaeramia orbicularis (orbiculate cardinalfish), 3533 nucleotides. RefSeq names its product ubiquitin-conjugating enzyme E2 Q2-like. The record is from RefSeq and is a predicted model, not a curated record. Bases 86 to 1222 code for a protein of 378 amino acids. NCBI's taxonomy places the organism in Eukaryota, Metazoa, Chordata, Actinopteri, Kurtiformes, Apogonidae. The transcript is spliced from 13 exons.